AGUUUGUCUCUCUCUUCCUUUACUCCCUAGAAGCCUAAAGAUCCCCCCCGCAAAACCUCAUCUCACCACGCACCUCCACUAUAACACCUUCCCUCCAUGGCUCCACCGCCACCCCCACCGCUGUCCUCACACCCCUCGCCGCCGUUCCCCCUCCUCCUCCUCCUCCUCAUCCUCUCAGCGGCGGCAACCGCAGCGAGGGCCGCCACGUGGUGCGUGGCCCGGAGCGACGCCAGCGAGCAGGCGCUCCAGAGAGCUCUCGACUACGCGUGCGGGUCCGGGGCGGACUGCGCCCCGAUACAGGCGAGCGGCCUGUGUUACCUGCCCAACUCGUUGCAAGCCCACGCCUCCUACGCCUUCAACAGCUUCUACCAGCGCAAGGCCAUGGCUCCCGGCAGCUGCGACUUCGCCGGCACCGCCACCGUCGCCGCCUCCGACCCCAGUUAUGGAUCGUGCGUGUAUCCAUCGUCUCUAAGCACAGCAGGAGGGACCACGGGCACGACGCCCACCACGGCUUUGCCGGCGACACCGACCACCACCGUGCCGAACGCGCCGACGAUCCCCAUCUUGUCUCCUCCCACGAGCUACGGCGGCACUGUAGGGGGGGUGCCGUAUGCGGGAGCGACUCCUUCCGUCGCCGCGAAGCCGUUGGGAGCUUCCCGGCGACGUUCGGCGGUUGCGGGCUCGGCGAUCUUUUGUAUCUGGCUAAUUUUCUGAGCUUGGGUUGGCAUAUAUAUUGCUGGUAAUGCUUCAGUUUUGGUAGAAAAAAUUGGGACCCUCUCACUUGAUAUCUUGAGCACUCCACACCUUUUCUUUUAAGGGUCUGCCAAAAGAUUUUUUUCUGGGGGGCAUAGCUGAUCGGAAUUAGGGUUAGCUAAGACAAUCUUCAACGUGGUCCAUCUUUUGUAUGUCUAUGAAAAUUCCAAUCUAAAGGCUAAUUGACAUGACAUCUUCUGGAUUCUUU
Molecule: messenger RNA, 961 nt
Organism: Syzygium oleosum
Lineage: Eukaryota; Viridiplantae; Streptophyta; Magnoliopsida; Myrtales; Myrtaceae
Product: major pollen allergen Ole e 10-like
Exons: 3
Coding region: 97-714 (205 amino acids)
Source: RefSeq, a predicted model, not a curated record